Molecule: messenger RNA, 2073 nt
Organism: Heterostelium album PN500
Lineage: Eukaryota; Evosea; Eumycetozoa; Acytosteliales; Acytosteliaceae
Gene: abcD1
Product: ABC transporter D family protein
Exons: 4
Coding region: 1-2073 (690 amino acids)
Biological process (GO): very long-chain fatty acid catabolic process; long-chain fatty acid import into peroxisome; fatty acid beta-oxidation
Cellular component (GO): peroxisomal membrane
Molecular function (GO): ABC-type transporter activity; ATP hydrolysis activity; ATP binding
Source: RefSeq, a predicted model, not a curated record
AUGAAGAGAACAAAUAUAAUUAAUGGUGAUGAAUAUCAUCAGAUACCGGUGAACGAAGAUUUCUAUGAGGAAGAAGAAGAGUCCGCUUCAUCUAGUAGUGGACAUGCUAUGGGUGGUGCUGCUUCUCCCUCCUCCUCCUCUUCACAAUCCAAUAACAACUUCAAACAACAUGAACUCACAAAAACAUUGGCCUCUCAAAAUAGAUACGAUCUACGUUUGUUUAUUCGUUUGAUUCAUAUCAUUAAGCUGCUAUAUUCCUCGCCAAUCAUUCCUGGUAUCAUGGUGCUGUUCCUCUUGGGACUGGCCAUUUCUCAGACCUAUGCUUCCAGUCUCACUGGAAAGCUGCUCGCCAACGUCUAUACCUACUUGGCCGACGGUGACACACACUCAUUGCUCAGAUCGUUGCUUUUCGGUUUGUUCUCGCUGACUUUGUCUGCCCUGUUGGAUUCCACCAUCAAGUUUACAGUUGGAAUCAUCGCUUGGCGCUGGAGAAAGACACUGUGUCUCACCAUUCAAAACCAAUACUUUGACAACAACUUGUUCUACCGAAUCAUGGCGUUCGACACACGUAUCGAUAAUCCCGAUCAACGUAUCACCUCUGACAUUGAUAACUUCACUACGUUGAUGGCCAAUGUCCUGUCGCAGAUGAUCACCGGACCGCUGGUCGUCGGAUACUACACCUUCUUGACGUGGCGUGGCAUGGGAUGGUAUGCACCGGCCAUCAUCUACGGAUUCUUCAUCCUCGGUUACAUUGCAAACAAAUUUAUCAUGUCACCACUUGUCUCAGUAUCCUAUCUUCAAGAUAAGCUCGAGGGUGACUUCCGUUAUCUUCAUUUACGUAUUCGUACAUUCGCCGAGUCUAUUGCACUUCAAAGUCUCACUCGUGACCCAACCGUUUCCCAGACCAUGGUUGAAGAAGAACAAGCUAAACAACAAUUCGAUGUAUUACUUGAAAAUAAGAAAAAACAAAUCUGUUGGCAAUAUGGUUUAAAUACAACAUCCGAUUUAUUUACAUAUUUAUCACCUCUCGUAAAUUAUCUUAUUAUUGCAAUUCCCUUAUUUAUUGGUACAAAGAAGACUAUACCAUUUGCAGAUGUAUCAGUUUUUUCAUACAAUUGUAUUAUGUUGGCAAGCGGUUUCAGUCAGUAUAUCAAUGUAACAGCUAACAUUUCCGAUUUAUCUAGUUAUAUUCAACGUAUUUCAACAAUGUUGGAAGUAUGUAAUCAAGUUAAGCAACAAAAAUACGAAGCACAACAAAAACAAGAGAAUGACAUCGUCAGCUCUACCGAAGUUCAAAAGCAAGUCGGUGAGCUCAAGGUUGAACCAUCGACACUUGAAAUAUUACUUAAAGAAGUAUCAUACUUUACACCAAAAGGUGAAUCAUUAUUUAAAAAUAUAUCAUUAUUAAUUGAAAGAGGAAGUAGUUUAUUAAUUAUGGGUCCAAGUGGCUCUGGUAAGAGUUCAUUGAUUCGUAUCAUCAAUGGUCUGUGGCCUUUCUUCUAUGGAAAGAUUAUCAAGCCUGCCAACGAGCAGAUGUUCUUCCUCUCGCAGCAACCGUAUCUGAUCUACGGUAGCUUGGAAGAACAGAUCCUCUAUCCCUAUACUAUUGCCUCAAAGAGAAUAUCGAAGCAACAGAUGCGAGAGCUAUUUGAGCGAUUCGAUCUUGGCUACCUGCUCGAUCGUGAGAGAGACAUCAUUGCUCGUGGUGAUUUGAAUGAUCUUACUCACAACUGGCUUAAUGCUUUGUCGCCUGGUGAGCAACAACUAAUCUCAUUCCUCAGGUUGUUGUACCACAAGCCGGUGUUUGCACUCAUGGACGAAUCGACCAGUUCCAUACCACAGUCAAUGGAGAAGAGAGUAUAUCAAGCAUGUAAGGAUCAAGGAAUAUCGACUAUAAGUGUUGGACACAGACAUUCUCUGACACAAUAUCAUCAAAAACUAUUGACACUUGAUAAACAACAUAAUUGGAAAUUACAAAACAUCGAUAACAGCAGCAACAACAAUGAUAACAAUAAGCUAAUAGAAACUGAUAGUAAUAAUAAUAAUAACAAUCAGCAGAGCAGUUUAAUAUGA